GUGUUGAUACGUUGUGGUCAAUCCUAUCCACAGAUCGUUAAUGUUUUUUCGUUAUCUGCUCUGUUUUUCAAUGGCUUCUAUAGUUUCUCUUCUCCGCACUCUAAACUCUCAAAACCUCACGAAAUCAUGCUAUUAAGCAUUUCUUCUUCUCCAAUUUCUCAUCGAAUUCCUCACUUCCUCUCUACUUUCAACAAUCCCACUUCAAAUUUUCCUCCAAAAUCUCAUCUUUCCACCAAUCUCUCCACUCUAUCGAAUCAUAGCUUCUACGGCACCAAGAACAGAGCUUUACUCAGAAACAAGAGAUACCCAUAUUACAGAACACGAGCUCUCGCUGGAUUCGAUUUCGGAAGUUUCGAAUCAGUACUCGAAGCUUCCGCUGUUCUCGCUGCGAUUAUCGUCGUACACGAGACCGGUCACUUUUUAGCUGCUUCUCUUCAAGGUGGAUUUGUUGGAUUCCCUGAUAAUGAUCCCGACAGUGGAAUCCCUCUAGACGACAAAAAUCUUCUCAAGAAUCGACCGAUUUUGGAUAGAGUGAUUGUUGUUUCAGCUGGAAUUGUCGCUAACGUUAUCUUCGCUUACGCUAUAAUCUUUACUCAAGUGGUAUCUGUUGGAUUACCAGUUCAAGAAUCUUUUCCUGGAGUUCUUGUUCCAGACGUUAAGUCUUUCUCUGCUGCUUCUCGUGAUGGAUUGCUUCCGGGAGAUGUUAUCUUAGCCGUUGAUGGUACUGAGCUAUCUAAUUCCGGUUCUGAUUCGGUUUCUAAAGUCGUUGAUGUCGUGAAGAGGAAUCCGGAGCACAAUGUGUUGCUCAGGAUCGAAAGAGGGAAGGAGAAUUUCGAAAUCCGGAUCACGCCAGACAAGAGUUUCGAUGGAACGGGGAAAGUCGGUGUUCAGUUAUCACCGAAUGUUAGAUUCUCUAAGGUGAGACCGAAGAACAUACCGGAAACUCUUAGUUUCGCCGGUAGAGAGUUCUUUGGGCUCUCUUACAAUGUUUUGGACAGUUUGAAACAGACUUUCUUGAACUUCUCUCAAACCGCUAGUAAAGUCGCUGGUCCAGUGGCGAUCAUUGCGGUUGGAGCUGAAGUGGCGAGAUCAAACGCGGACGGGCUUUACCAGUUUGCAGCAUUGCUGAAUCUAAACCUUGCAGUGAUCAAUCUGUUGCCUUUACCAGCUCUUGAUGGUGGAACUUUGGCUCUGAUCUUAUUGGAAGCGGUUCGAGACGGGAGGAAAUUACCGUUAGAGGUGGAACAAGGGAUUAUGUCGUCUGGAAUCAUGCUUGUGUUAUUUCUCGGUUUAUUUCUCAUCGUCAAGGACACACUUAAUCUUGAUUUCAUCAAAGAAAUGUUGUAACUUGUAAGCUAUUGGGUAUAGAAGAAACAGGAAAAAAGGUAUUUUGAGAAACCUAAA
Molecule: messenger RNA, 1404 nt
Organism: Arabidopsis lyrata subsp. lyrata
Lineage: Eukaryota; Viridiplantae; Streptophyta; Magnoliopsida; Brassicales; Brassicaceae
Product: probable membrane metalloprotease ARASP2, chloroplastic
Exons: 2
Coding region: 127-1347 (406 amino acids)
Biological process (GO): proteolysis
Cellular component (GO): membrane
Molecular function (GO): protein binding; metalloendopeptidase activity
Source: RefSeq, a predicted model, not a curated record